UGCUGCGCCGCUGCCGCGGGGGCUACUCGGAGCCAGCAGGUGCCCGCGAAUGAGCGGCGGCGAGGGCAGGCCCCGGCGCCGGAGCCAUGGAGACUAAGGGGCUGGAGGGCGCGGCCGACCUGAAGCUGGUGGCGCACCCGCGCGCCAAGAGCAAGGUGUGGAAGUACUUCGGCUUCGACACCAACGCCGAGGGCUGCAUCCUGCAGUGGAAGAAGAUCUACUGCCGCAUCUGCAUGGCGCAGAUCGCCUACUCGGGCAACACCUCCAACCUCUCCUACCACCUGGAGAAAAACCACCCCGAGGAGUUCUGCGAGCUGGUCAAGAGCAACACGGAGCAGAUGCGCGAGGCCUUCGCCAGCGCCUUCUCCAAGCUCAAGCCCGACGCCGCGGCCGCUGCGCAGCCCGGCGGCACCGCGCCCGAGGCGCUGGGGGCCGCGCCCGCCGCCAAGGCGCACGCCCACGAGGGUAAGCGGCAGCAGGAGCUCACGGCCGCCGUGCUGGGCCUCAUCUGCGACGGGCUGUACCCCGCGUCCAUCGUGGACGAGCCCACGUUCCGCGCGCUCCUGAAGACGGCCGAGCCGCGCUACGAGCUGCCCAGCCGCAAGUUCUUCUGCGCCAAGGCGCUGCCGGAGAAGUACGGCGCGGUGCGCGAGCUGGUGCUCAAGGAACUGGCCGACGCGCCCUGGUGCGGCGUCUCCACCGACCUGUGGACCAGCCCGAACCAGAACCGCGCGUACGUGACGCUGGCCGCGCACUUUCUGGGCGCGGGACCCCCGCCCGGGCUGGCGCUCGGCUCGCGCUGCCUCAAGACCUUCGAGGUGCCCGAGGAGAAGGCGGCGGAGACCAUCACGCGCGUGCUGUACGAGGCGUUCAUCGAGUGGGGCAUCGGCGCCAAGGUCUUCGGCGCCACGACGGACGGCGGCAAGGACAUCGCCAAGGCCUGCUCGCUGCUGGACAUCCCGGUGCACAUGCCGUGCCUUGGGCAGACCUUCAACGCGGGCAUCCAGCAGGCCUUUCAGCUGCCCAAGCUGGGCGCGCUGCUGGCACGCUGCCGCAAGCUGGUGGAGUACUUCCAGCAGUCCAGCGUGGCCAUGUACAUGCUGUACGAGAAGCAGAAGCAGCAGCACCUGGCGCACUGCAUGCUGCUGAGCAACCGCGUGGCCUGGUGGGGCAGCACGCUGGCCAUGCUGCGGCGCCUGCGCGAGCAGCAGUUCGCCAUCGCCGGCGUCCUGCUGGAGGACAGCAACAACCACCACCUCAUGCUGGAGGCCGCCGAGUGGGCCACCAUCGAGGGCCUGGUGGACCUGCUGCAGCCCUUCAAGGAGGUGGCGGACAUGCUGUCGGCGUCCAGGCGCCCGGCCAUCAGCAUGGUCAAGCCGCUGCUGCACAUGCUGCUGAACACCACGCUCAGCGUCAAGGAGACGGACGCCAAGGAGAUCAGCAUGGCCAAAGAGGUCAUCGCCAAGGAGCUGGCGCGCACCUACCAGGAGACCCCCGAGGUGGACAUGUUCCUCAACGUGGCCACCUUCCUGGACCCGCGCUACAAGCGGCUGCCCUUCCUGUCCGCCUUCGAGCGCCAGCAGGUGGAGGACCGCGUGGUGGAGGAGGCCAAGGGGCUGCUGGAUAAAUGCAAGGACGCCGUGGGCGCCCCAGACGGUGCCGGCGGCGGCUACCGCGCCGGGGAGGACAAGCUUUACGCGCUGGCUGACGAGCCUCCGGCCAAGAAGCUGGCGCUGCCGCCCACACCGCCGCCCAGCAGCGUGGUCAACUCCAUGCUGGCGGAGAUCUUCUGCCCCACGGGCGGCGGCGACGACCAGGAGGAGUGCCACGCGCAGGUGGUGGAGGAGCUCAGCAACUUCAAGUCGCAGAAGGUGCUGGGGCUGAACGAGGACCCGCUCAAGUGGUGGUCGGACCGCCUGGCGCUCUUCCCCGUGCUGCCCAAGGUGCUGCAGAAGUACUGGUGUGUGGCGGCCACGCGCGUGUGCCCGCAGCGCCUCUUCGGCUCCUCGGCCAAUGUGGUGAGUGCCAAGCGCAACCGCCUGGCGCCGGCGCACGUGGAUGAGCAGGUGUUCCUCUACGAGAACGCACGCUGGGGCGGCGGCCCGGGCGCCGAGGCGGAGCCGGAGGACGAAGACGAGGGCGAGUGGGGGCUGGAGCAGGCCUUCCCGCUGGGGGACGCCAUGCCCGCGGGCUUCUUUGGCGUCGGGGGCUUGGUGUAGUGCCUGCCAGGGUGGGCGCAGGGCACCGCAGGGUGCCCGGGGCGCCACGGAGGCUUUGCUGGUAAUGCCAGGCGGAAAGGCCGCGCCAAGCCAGGGUACGGGAGGACAUGGACAUGCGGAAAGGCAUCUGCUUUGCGCGCGCACGCAAGCGCCACCGCCUUUUUCGGGGAGCUGCCACCUGCAUCCUUUUCUUCUCGGCGGAGGGAUAAGAAGCAUCUGGAAAGACAGAGUCCGUGCAAGGCGAACACCGGACAGUCGGACAGAAGCAGAGCUGGGAGGGCGGGCGCGCCCCACAGCAGUAGCGACUCCGCGGUGCCAUCUGCGUCCUCCCGCGACGCUUUGGGGUGAUCCUAGAAGAAUCCACGCCGCGGAGGCCGAUGUCCACUGACCGCUCGGCUUGUGCCCUCACCAGACUUGCUGCGUUGUCACUCCGGGGGGCCCAGCCGAGUGCCAGGGGGAGAGUGGCGCGCGCCGAGGGCGCAGGCACUUGCAGGAGCGCAGCCAGCGGCGGGGUCUGUUUUCAUCCCCACGAGGGACCCCCCCCAGCUUGCUCUCUGAGCCCCUAAACCCAUUUUCCAGGGCUGGGACCUAGUGCCUGCCUGGAAACCCGGCCCCCGCGUGCGCCCAGGCUCAAGGAGCGGCUGUGAGUUUGGUGCCGGGGAGGAGGCGCCUUUGGGGAUUUCGAGGCUGACGUGAGACCAGGACUACGGGGCGCGUUCUCUUGGGGCUCAGCGGCGGUUGUCGGGGCGCUUUGAGGGGAGACAGGAAGACAGUUUCCAACAUUAAAUUCUUGAUCUAGAUUUUUUUUUUCAUCAGAGGCUUUUCUUGGGGGGCUGGGCCGGCGGCUUCAGCCCUGCCCGGGCGCACAGGGCACCGCCGCGGGGACCUCCCCCUGGCUCGAGGCGGCCCCGCUGGGGCCUGUCCAGAGGGCGCCACCCACACCGACAUCUGGGGCGCAGCUUUGGGGAGGAAGCUUCUCGGCCCUCACGGCUGGGGACUUGGGGACACUUUCAUCUUCUCACGGACCUUGUGUGUUUGGGGGGCUGCGGGGUGGCCAAGGGCAGCCCUGGUGGCUUGUAUUUGAAGGCACGAGACUCCCUGGCCACUAGGGCCCCCCCAGGGCAGCCUGAAGGACCCCAGCUCCUGCUUUUUCCCCUGCUGAGGCCGAGCACCCCCAGGAGCACCCCGGCUGCCUCUUGUCUGCGCUUGGCCUUGCAUUUUCCUUUGGGGAUCCCUGGCCCCCAGGGGUGCCUUGUGUGUCUCUUACUGACUCUGUGGAUAUGGAUCCCCCCACGAUAAAGCCCACGGGCUGCCCGUCCAGUGUCCAUGGGGGUGGUGCAGCCCAAGGAACACUUAGGAGUGGGGCUUCAGAGACGCCCCCAACCACGGGUGCGCCCCACACCCUGCGCCUUAUGCUCGGACCUUGCAGGAGUGCACACGGGGUGGCCCGGGGCCUUUAGCAGCUCAGGGAGGCCUCAUGAGCACAGGGAUGGAGACUUUUCCUGGGGUGAUGGCUCACCCCACUCCCAACGGGCCCUCCCUCCCUCCUGCACCCCUGUGGGCCCCUCUGGGGCUGGUGGAGCCACCGAGGUCACAUCCUGCAGGUGAGCGGGAGACCCCGGUUUCACCCCAUGUGCGGAGAAUCCACAGUGAGCACAGGAAUUAGGGGUCCCCCACCUGGGUGAGGAGGGGUGGGGCUUCCUGG
Messenger RNA from Talpa occidentalis (Iberian mole), 3924 nucleotides. It is a transcript of the gene ZBED1, whose product is annotated as zinc finger BED-type containing 1. Gene Ontology annotation, cellular component: nucleus. Bases 87 to 2219 code for a protein of 710 amino acids. Gene Ontology annotation, biological process: regulation of transcription by RNA polymerase II. Gene Ontology annotation, molecular function: DNA binding; protein dimerization activity. The transcript is spliced from 2 exons. Lineage: Eukaryota; Metazoa; Chordata; Mammalia; Eulipotyphla; Talpidae. The record is from RefSeq and is a predicted model, not a curated record.